AUGCAGUCGAGGCAAGGAGGGCAAGAAUCAACUUGCCAUGGAGUGGAGCACCCCUCACUGAAUUGGGAUGAUUGGCGCGAGCAGGUCACGGCCUAUGCUGAAGCUGCGCCCGCCUGGCUGCAGGGCGACGUUGAGGAGCCCCCAGAAGUUUUGGACAUCGCGACAGCAGAAGCGCAGGGUGUUGUGUGGAAGUCUUCCUCGGGUGCUGUUGCACAAGGAGGCCGCAGCAUUUCUGAGUGGACGGCGAUGUGCCCUCUGGGAAUCUUAGCUGCUUUUGCCGUGCGGGCAUCUGGGCUUGUUCUUGGACAUGUGGAUGUGCACCGCAUCGUGCAGCGCGCGAUCGAAGCAACGGAGUCCGUGAUGCCCUCCUUGGAGACGAUUCUGGAGUCGCCUUGGCCAAUCUUCAAGGUGCUGCAUGCAAUGAGCCUCAUGAAACGGACCUUCCACGACGUACAAGUUUCUCCGGGAGACUUGGAGGGCCGCGGCAGCAAUGCCCAGCGCUCGGAGACGUGGUCCCGCGUGGCGCGCUUGCUGCGGAGCGCCGCGGCGCGUGGGGAACGGGCUGGUGGCACACCCAUGGUUCUCCUAACAGGUUUGCCUCACCAAAGGGUGGAUCACCUUCUGGACCUCUUCAAGCAUGCCGACAAGCUCGGCUACCUAGCCCCUCUUGUGGUUGCACCCCUCUACCCGAACGUGACGCAAGCCUGCUCCAAGAUCGCGGAAGUUUUUGCAGCCCGGUCGGCAGUGCCAGAGAACUGGUCACCCUGCCUUCCAUACGUGUCGCGGUUUCAGCAGAGGGCCCAGUACCUGUACAUCUACAUUGGGCUUCAGCUGGAUCUGGCUGUCCUGUGGUUUGACUUCCACCUGACCUUCCUUCAAGACCCCUUCCAGUGGCUGCCUCUCGCUGCUGAAGGCCGGCUGAGCCCUCCGGCCUAUCGGGAGUCGUGCCAGCACUUCUGCGUUGCUCCUGGAAUGGCAGACCUGUACUUGGCCGACGAGUUCUAUGCGCCAUUCUUGGUAAAGCCCACUCUCAUGUUCAUCAGGCCGACUCGGGCGUCUUUCGAGUGGCUGCGCACAUUUUUGCUCUGGCUUUGCACUUUCCCAUUCGCACACGAGGCACGCGGCCUUCAGUUCAUGAUCUUCCCCGAUCGCUUGGACCUGGUGCCUUCAGUGUCAAUGCUGCCCGCUUCGGAGGGUGUCCCUCGCAUCGUGUUGGGCGAACUAGAUGCGGAGCAGAAGUUUGUGGGCACGGAUGGCUGGUUUGGAGAAUUUGAGAACGUCCUCUCCUUCGAGAUCAAUGGCUUUCUGCAUGAAGCCGACCGUGUGUACCUUCUUGAGGCCUUGCGAACUGGAGACUCGGAGCAGCAACGCCAGAUUCUUCUCAAAACCCGGAAGUCCAUCUCGCCGAGACGGCCGACGGAUCGCGCCUACCGACAGCAUGCAGAGGGCUACACAGAGGAGCCGUGUUCGUGGCACUAUGCGCAAGAAGCAUUUCUGGGUGGCUACGCAGAUUCUGAAGAGGUCUUCCACCAAGCAGAAAAAGCACUGUGCAAGUGCCUUCACUUUGGUGCAGCUUGCAGGGGUAUCACCUGCGAAGGCACCGAAAAGGAGAGCUGCACACUUCGGAAGGGUUCACCCUUCCUUGCACCGUCCCCGACUGGGGAGUGGAGCUUCGUCAAGGUCUGCGAAGAUCUAGGCUGCAACGCAACCCCCGCGAAGCGAAUUGUGCACGUGAAUUUCGCCGACGGCUGCUGCGAGAGGGAGCAGGCCCAGAGCUCCGAGUCGGCACGGCGCUUGGGCGCCUCCGAGAGCCGGGCGCUACGAGGCGACUUUUUGGACGAGGACUUCCGACGGAAGAACGAGGUUCUGCUGACGUUCAAUCGGACUCCAGAGCUCACUCAACACAAGACUCCUUCCGGCAAGGUCGGGUAUUAUGUCUGGAAGCCGUAUGUCAUCCUCCAGACUGUGCUGGAUCCCACCCUUCCGUGGGAGACGACCGUUGUUGUUUGGACAGAUGCAGGAAUCUAUUUUGUCGGCGAUAUGCGCCCGCUCGUUCAGGAGUUCCUGCGCGAUUCAGAUGUCUCUGCGACAAGGACUCCCAUGAAUGAGGGCGACUUCUCCAAACGGGAUGCCUUCAUUCUACUGGAUGCAGAUGUUCCCAGUAUAAUGGAAACAAACCAGAUUGCAACUGGCAUCAUUUUGGUUCGAAAAACGCGGUUGGCAGUAUCCUUUCUGGAGAAGUGGUUGGCUGCGUGUGAGGACCGACGGAUAAUGACUGAGGAGCCUUCUGUGCUCGGAUUUCCUGAGUAUCCAUCUUUCAGGAACAACAACGAUGAUCAGACCGCAUUCUCUCUGCUGUUCAAGUUGCACGGAUUCCGUGCAUUUUCUGUCGAGGAGCGUGAUGCUGUAGUUUAUACAGGACGGAAUUUGGCGAAGUUUGUCAAAGCAUCCAACGACUUCGCUUUAGGUGUGGUCUCAGACCAGGAUGCAUAUUUACGGGCGGCCGAUGAUGCUGCCGGCCAGCCAAAGCGGAGUUCAGCUGUGACCUAA
Messenger RNA from Symbiodinium natans, 2550 nucleotides. Lineage: Eukaryota; Dinophyceae; Suessiales; Symbiodiniaceae. The record is from the annotation of a GenBank genome assembly.